AUGUUUUUCCUUUUCGAAGUAUUUUUUUUAACUCUCUGCCCUCAACUUGAACUAGUACAUCAGUCAUUACAAGUUCACAACAGCCUCUUACCUAUGUUACCUGAUAGCUCGACAUGUACUACAACUAGUUGUAGGUACAGCACACCCAACAGUCGUUUUCUUGAUAGUUCUUUUCAUUUUUCAGCCGUUUCUCCGCUCCUCAAGGGAAAUCACCCUACAACACGUACGCCCUCUGCCACCACCCUGCUUGGUACCAACCUAUCCCAAUCAUCUUACAGCUUUCCUAACUGCUCUGGUUGGUAUUUACUAGGACCAACAACUAAGUGCCUCGACCUGAGCUCGUGGCUCAACACUUUCCUUCUCCAAAAAUCAUAGAGACCAAC
This is a messenger RNA of Amoebophrya sp. A25, 383 nucleotides long. The record is from the annotation of a GenBank genome assembly. Lineage: Eukaryota; Dinophyceae; Syndiniales; Amoebophryaceae.